Molecule: messenger RNA, 1087 nt
Organism: Asparagus officinalis (garden asparagus)
Lineage: Eukaryota; Viridiplantae; Streptophyta; Magnoliopsida; Asparagales; Asparagaceae
Exons: 11
Coding region: 66-956 (296 amino acids)
Biological process (GO): transcription by RNA polymerase III
Cellular component (GO): RNA polymerase III complex
Molecular function (GO): DNA binding
Source: RefSeq, a predicted model, not a curated record
CGCUGUGUUUUCACCUCCGGUGAUCAUCCCCAUCGUAUCCUUUACCUUGAAACAAGGAAUUUACAAUGAGGAGUGAACUAGAUGAUGCUCCAGUUUCUGCUCCUAAAUUGAAAUUUGCGCCGAAAGUAGUUCCUCGGAAGCAAACAAGAAAAGCGGCAGCCAAAGUAGAGACGGUUGAGACGAAGAGUGAUCUUAUUAAUAAGGAACUUCUCGCAAAGCUCAACAAGGCUAAAACUGAAAGCAGUUUUGCGAGGAGGCCGAAGGUGGAGAAAAAAUCUGCCCCGGCUCAAGUUGCUUUUGGAGAUGGGAGCUCAUCAUUAAUCAGGUCCUUUGGCUAUCAUAGAAGUGCAGUCUCAGAAAGUGGUCCUGAUGUGUCCAUCACUCCAAUAAAAGAGUAUAUUGAGCCAUGGGACUAUGGACAUACUUAUUAUCCUGUCACUCUUCCCUUCAGGAGGCCAUAUUCGGGAGACCCAGAAAUUCUUGAUAGCGAGGAAUUUGGGGAGGAUUCGACGAAUACAGAUAAUGUGCCUCCUGUUCCCCCUGCUGAGGAGCUUGGUUUGACGGAACCAAGCACAGGGCCACAAAUGUUCCUUUUCCAGUUCCCAGCAGUUCUUCCAUUUGCCAGACCUCCCACUGCAGCUACGAAUAGUGAAGGCAGCAAUACUAAACCAAACAAUGCAUCUAACAAAAGCGACAACUCCAAGGAAGGCUGCACUGUGAAAGACCUCCAAUCUGGUCACAUAGGAAAAAUGAUGGUAUACAGUAACGGCAAAGUUAAGAUGAAGAUCGGAGAUACACUCUUUGAUGUGUCAUCUGGAGAGAAUUUUGUUUUUGCUCAAGAUGCUGCAGUGAUCAAUGUUGAGGGAAAACACUGCUGUUUUAUGGGAGAGGUUCCCAAGCGAGUGGUGGUAACCCCAGAUAUCGAUCACCUCUUAGAGGCUUUAGAGGAUUUCUGAUCAGAUUAGUGGGCUUCAAUUUUUUUGCAUUUAACAUUUUUCAGUAGCUUGUGCUAAUCUUUCUCAUUAUAACAAUAAAGUCCUUGAAAAUUUUGAUAUUUUUUGACUUAUUUGCCAUGAUUCCGAUGGUA